UGAUCAGUAGCCUGUCUAAAAGAAAUUGAUUCUGACCGUUAGUCAUAUCUCUGAAGUUCCGGCUGUGCUGCGUUUACAUUGGAUAACAUCUCUUCGUAUUGUGGAUUCAGUCGUGUCUGGUUCUGAGGAAACUGUCUUGUUCAGACUCUGUUCUGUGAACAAUUUAUUGAAAUGCAAAUUGUGACCACACCAAUUCAGACGAAUUCGGUUAUUUCAAAUCAACCAGCUCCAAUAGCCAGCCAAUCAAGCAAGAAGGACUGGGAAGUUGGUUUAUUUGAAUGCAAGUCGAUAAAACUGGCAGUCAUGUCUUGUUUAUGCCCUUGCUGCGUUUUCGGUAGUAUCAGCCAAGAAAUGGGCUAUUCGUGGUGUCUUUGUUGUUUAACCUAUCUGAUCACAUUAUUCUUCACACCCAUUAUGUUAAUACAUGUAAUAUUAGGAUGCAGCUGUCGUAAACAUCUAAGACAUUAUUACCGUAUUAAAGGCAGUAUAAUCUUUGAUUUUUUUGCCUACCUACUGUGCUGUCCAUGUGCACUGUAUCAAUCAGCAGCACAAAUAGCAAUUGAACGUUACAGAAAAAUGCAAACUAAUGGUCGGAAAGAUUAUUCAUCAGGUUUAUUUCGUAAGAUCGGUCACAAAAUAAUUACAUUUUACAGUAUUCCCAAAUGUAUUCAUGAUGCUCAGUGUUGUUCCCAAUCUCUUUUACCUGCGCAUGCACUGAGGGAAAAUAAUACACAAAUGUAUCCACAAGUUGGAUUGGUUAAUGCAAUUGAAAGAUCAUGCAUAAAUCAGCUGACACAGAUGUCACAGCUGGCUGCCCAAAAUCCAGGAUCGGUUAGUCUUACUAUAGAACCAUCUAGUAUUUCCGAACAUAAAAUUCAACCUAAUCCACAGCUACCACAAACUCAACCACAAAACUUUGAAACUCAAUCAGACUUCAGUGUACAUGAGCCAGUUGUGCAUGUUUAGCGAAACAUGUAGCUGCAAAUAAGCAUAAAAGAAUAACUGCCGGAAAAAUUUUUCAAACUGUUGGAAUUACUUCACGCGUUCAAAUCAGGAAAAGUUAGUCCAACGCUCAUAAACUCAUAUGAAUCCCUCUUUUGUGGUUCAGUUCAUUUUGCCAUAAAAUUUGCUUGAUUGAAUAAAACGUUUAAUUGUG
Messenger RNA from Heterobilharzia americana, 1156 nucleotides. Lineage: Eukaryota; Metazoa; Platyhelminthes; Trematoda; Strigeidida; Schistosomatidae. The record is from the annotation of a GenBank genome assembly.